Messenger RNA from Cryptococcus deneoformans JEC21, 1458 nucleotides. RefSeq lists its product as hypothetical. The record is from RefSeq and is a predicted model, not a curated record. Bases 36 to 692 code for a protein of 218 amino acids. The transcript has 4 exons. Gene Ontology annotation, molecular function: protein-arginine omega-N monomethyltransferase activity. NCBI's taxonomy places the organism in Eukaryota, Fungi, Basidiomycota, Tremellomycetes, Tremellales, Cryptococcaceae. Gene Ontology annotation, biological process: peptidyl-arginine methylation.
CUCUCCACCACUCCCGUCUGCACACAUAGCCUAUCAUGUCCAACAAAUCCUUCAAGUAUGUUAUCGAGCACAUGGAAGAGGACGAUGCUGUCACCCGUUCCCUCCCAGAGUGGGUAACUCUUGAGUACUCCCACAUGCUCUCCCUCGUCGGCCCUUCAUCUACCGUCCACUUCACCUCUCUCUCUUCAACAUCCAUCUCUCCACUCAUUAACUCUUUGAAUAAUAACCCCAAAGCUCAGCCAACCACCAAACCCAUACUGGAACUUCUCCCGGCUCUUUCUCCUCCAGUAGACAAGGCGAGGGUCUGUUUGUUGGACCCCAGGGCUGAAAAAGUGAUUGCUCCUGAAGAUGCGGACAAGUUUGAUGUCUUUUUGUACGGUGGGAUUUUGGGUGACGACCCCCCUAGGGACAGGACAGGCGAGUUGAGGAAGCUUGGGUUCGAGGGAAGGCAUUUGGGCGAGAAGCAAAUGACGACGGAUACGGCUGUAGGAGUGACCAAGAAGGUUAUUGAAGAUCAAGUGCCCUUGGAUGAGAUUCCCUUUGUGGACUUUCCUACUAUCAAGUUUAACAAGGUCGAGUCCAUUGAGAUGCCUUUCCGAUAUGUCAAGGACGAAAACGGAGAGCCCAUUUUACCCCCCGGGAUGAAGGCUCAUCUCAAGGCGGAUUUGGACCGAACGAUUGACGAUUUUUAAAAGUUUGAAUGAUGUAUAGAGAAACCUGGAUUAUAACAGUACGGCAUACAGGGUACAACUACUACAUCUUUAACAAAUUCAAAAUGAUACAGCAUAUACUCCGUCGGUUCCGUCACUCGUUUCUCCGUCUCUUGCAGCGCUCAAUUAGCUUGAAGUCACCCCGUCUUUUCCCUUUAAAGUCAUAGGCUACUUAGCACGUGCCAACCAAUGCUUAAGGAGAUAAGUAGAUCACUCACUUAAAGUACUUUUCCCAUUCCUCCUUCCCAUAGGAAGAGCUGACAGACUCGUCUUUGAGGCCAUUCCAAAGCGCCGUGGGCUGUGGAAGAGCGGAUAUCAGCUUUAACCAAUGACAAACGCAUGAAAAGACAAACGGUCACUUGGAUUCCAUUCUGUCUGCCUAACUUGACUGAACUUCUUAUCAGCUUCAUGAGUAUAAAUGAUAACUGUGAGAUCAACUGACGGCUAUACUUGAGACCCUCUGUUCCUUCGUUCCCCCCAUUAUCGCUUGCCUUCACUUCCAACGCAUCUCUCAGCUCUCCAAAGAUUUUACUCUUAGGUCCCUUUCCACCAGCCUCAUCCUUGUCUAAUACCUGCUCAACGGCAAUUUCUACCAGCUUGUCGCGAAGGCUCGAGAGAGUGAGCGAAGCAGCGGGCCUGUUGUAAAACGUAGUCUCGGUUGAGUGGACUGCAAGAAGAUACUGCCAGAAGAGACGAGGGUUGGUCUGUCCGAACACGUAGAGUGCUUCAAUGAUGGGUGCUGAGUAGU